Prinia subflava (tawny-flanked prinia) is the source of this 1106-nucleotide messenger RNA. Its product is annotated as olfactory receptor 14I1-like. Gene Ontology annotation, biological process: G protein-coupled receptor signaling pathway. NCBI's taxonomy places the organism in Eukaryota, Metazoa, Chordata, Aves, Passeriformes, Cisticolidae. Gene Ontology annotation, cellular component: membrane. Gene Ontology annotation, molecular function: odorant binding; G protein-coupled receptor activity; olfactory receptor activity. The record is from RefSeq and is a predicted model, not a curated record. The transcript has 3 exons. The coding region runs from base 12 to 1106 and encodes 364 amino acids.
AGAGUGAAGCAAUGUUCAACAGCAGCUCCAUCAGCCACUUCCUCCUGCUGCCAUUGGCACACACGCGGCAGCUGCAGCUCCUGCACUUCUGCCUCUUCCUGGCCAUCUCCCUGGCUGUCCUCCUGGCCAACGGCCUCAUCAUCAGCGCCGUAGCCUGCGGCCACCUCCUGCACAGCCCCAUGUUCUUCUUCCUGCUCCACCUGGCCCUCAGCGACCUGGGCUCCAUCUGCACCACUGUCCCCAAAGCCAUGCACAAUUCCCUCUGGGACACCAGCAACAUCUCCUAUGAAGGAUGUGCUGCACAGCUAUUUCUGUUUGUCUUUUUCAUUUCAGCAGAGUAUUUCCUCCUGACCAUCAUGUGCUACGACCGCUACGUGUCCAUCUGCAAACCCCUGCACUACAGGACCCUCCUGGGCAGCAGAGCUUGUGCCCACAUGGCAGCAGCUGCCUGGGCCAGUGCCUUUCUCUAUUCACUGCUGCACACAGCCAAUACAUUUUCCCUGCCCCUGUGCCAUGGCAAUGCCCUGGGCCAGUUCUUCUGUGAAGUCCCACAGAUCCUCAAGCUCUCCUGUGCCAAAUCCUACUUCAGGGAACUUGGGCUUCUUGCUGUUAGUGCCUGUUUACAUUUUGGCUGUUUUGGGUUCAUUGUUUUCUCGUAUGUGCAGAUCUUCAAGGCUGUGCUGAGGAUCCCCUCUGAGCAGGGACGGCACAAAGCCUUUUCCACCUGCCUCCCUCACCUGGCUGUGGUCUCCCUGUUUGUCACCACUGUAGCAUUUGCGCACCUGAAGCCACUUUCAGUGUCCUACCCAUCCCUGGAUCUGUCAGUGUCAGUUCUGUACUCGGUGGUGCCUCCAUCCAUGCUCUGCCUGGUCCUUGACAUCUCAAAGAUGACCACAGGGCUGCCAGGGCUGUUCCUGGGCUGUGCCUCCAGCAGGACCCUCAGCACGGCCUCCACCUCCAUCGGCACCGUGGCCCCCGGCACCGCUCAGGACUUGGUGAAGCCACGGCUGCCGGCGCUGUCCCCGUGGGAGCUGACACUCAUCUCCAAGGGGCUCUGGGAGUGCCACCGAGCUGGGACAUGCCAGGCCGUGCCAUCCAACCAGUGA